Molecule: messenger RNA, 1374 nt
Organism: Thecamonas trahens ATCC 50062
Lineage: Eukaryota; Apusomonadida; Apusomonadidae
Exons: 4
Coding region: 19-1341 (440 amino acids)
Cellular component (GO): membrane
Source: RefSeq, a predicted model, not a curated record
UAGAAGAACAAGACGAGUAUGGGAGGCAUGGGUGCUGCCGGAGCCGUGGGUGUUCCCAUGCGUCAUGUGGAGGAUGCUCAUUAUGCUCGGAAUUGGAUUGGGUUCUUUAUCAUGGGCACCAUCAACAACUUUGCUUACGUGGCAGUCAACUCCAAGUCGAAGGACCUUGCCAAGCAGUUUCACAAAGAGUCUGCUAUCGGAGCCAUCCUAUGGGCCAAUGUGGCGACGGGUGCGCUCAUUCAGAUGAUCAAUGCGGCGUUUCUGGAACGGACGUCGACAUCAAAGCGGAUGACGGUGGUGGCGGCUCUGUUCCUGGCCGGCCUGACCGCCAUCGCCUUCUCCCCCGACGUUGACUUUUACUUUAUGCUCUUUGCCGUCGUCCUUGUCGGGACCGGCACCUCAUUUGGCCAGUGCGUCAUGGUCGGUGAGCUCAAGCGGUACUCGCCGACCAUGGUUGGCGGCUGGUCGUCUGGCACCGGCCUGGCCGGCAUUGCCGGCUCGUUCACCAUGAUUCUGUUCUCAUAUCUGGAGCUCUCGGUGGCACUCACCUUUUUCCUCCUCCUCCCGCUUGUCGCCAUCUACGUCUUCACCUUUUUCAUCGUCCUCAAGCCGCCUACCGCUGAUGAUGACUCGGACGGUGUGGCCAAGAAGGCGCUGGGCGCGGUGAGCGUCGCCGCCUCGCUCAACACCGAUGCCAAGCUCGAGGCCGGGUCCGCCGUCUCGGAGCGGACCGCGCUCAUCUCGCCGAUUGACGCCAGCGUGGUCCAGCCGGGCGUCGAGGUCGGGCCUCCGAACGAGACCGGCGCCCAGCGGGUCUUGCGCUGCCUCCGCCUCGUCACCUGGCUCGGCCUCAACAUGGGCGCCGUCUACUUUUUCGAGUACUGGAUCUCGGUCGGAUGCGCCGCCGACGCCGAGCCGCACCACAUCUCGCCGCGGGCCUCGUUCUGGGAGCGCAAGUCGUUUGUCAUCCUCGCCGCCUGCUACCAGCUCGGUGUCUUUGUCUCGCGCUCCUCGCUGCGCUUCUUCAAGAUUUCGCGCAUCGAGAUCCUCACCGUCCUCCAGGGCCUCAACCUUGGCUUCUGGCUCGCCGACGACAUCUACAAGUGGAUGCCGUACUACAUCCAGUUUGUGGCCAUGUUCUACGUCGGCCUCCUCGGCGGCACCUCGUUUGUCAACACCCUUUUCAAGGCCUCCAACGAUCCGCGCACCCCCGAAUCCGACCGCAAGCUCACCCUCUACAUCAUCCUCAUCUUUGUCAACGUUGGCAUCGGCCUUGCUGCCGCCGCCGUCCUCAUUGCCGACGCCACCUUUCUCGCCGAUCAGGUUCCCAAGAACAACUAGCCCUCUGCCUCGCCUAAACCGAGCCUCUCUCUC